This is a messenger RNA of Mesitornis unicolor (brown roatelo), 845 nucleotides long. Its product is annotated as 1-phosphatidylinositol 4,5-bisphosphate phosphodiesterase beta-1-like. The transcript is spliced from 7 exons. Gene Ontology annotation, molecular function: calmodulin binding; phosphatidylinositol-4,5-bisphosphate phospholipase C activity. The annotation marks the transcript as partial. Lineage: Eukaryota; Metazoa; Chordata; Aves; Mesitornithiformes; Mesitornithidae. Gene Ontology annotation, biological process: memory; lipid metabolic process; phosphatidylinositol-mediated signaling. Gene Ontology annotation, cellular component: cytoplasm; nuclear speck. The record is from RefSeq and is a predicted model, not a curated record.
AACGCAACAAAAGUUUUGAAAUGUCUUCCUUUGUGGAAACCAAAGGGCUUGAGCAACUUACGAAGUCUCCUGUGGAAUUUGUGGAAUACAACAAAAUGCAGCUAAGCCGAAUUUACCCAAAGGGAACACGUGUAGAUUCUUCAAACUACAUGCCACAAGUCUUUUGGAAUGCCGGCUGCCAAAUGGUUGCGCUUAACUUCCAAACUGUAGAUUUGUCUAUGCAAAUAAACAUGGGAAUGUAUGAGUACAAUGGCAAAAGUGGAUACAGGUUAAAGCCAGAAUUCAUGAGAAGACCAGACAAACACUUUGAUCCAUUUACUGAAGGUAUAGUGGAUGGAAUAGUAGCUAACACCUUGUCUGUCAAGAUAAUUUCAGGUCAGUUUCUUUCUGAUAAAAAAGUCGGUACCUAUGUAGAAGUUGACAUGUUUGGACUGCCUGUGGAUACUAGAAGAAAAGCUUUGAAGACUAAGACCUCUCAAGGCAAUGCAGUUAAUCCCAUCUGGGAAGAGGAAGCCAUAGUGUUUAAGAAGGUUGUCUUACCGUCCUUGGCAUGUUUGAGGCUAGCAGUGUAUGAAGAAGGAGGGAAAUUUAUUGGUCAUCGGAUAUUACCGGUCUCGGCAAUUCGACCAGGCUAUCACUACAUCUGUUUGAGGAAUGAGAGGAACCAACCUUUGACACUGCCAGCUCUCUUUGUGUACAUAGAAGUCAAAGACUAUGUACCUGAUACUUAUGCAGAUGUGAUUGAGGCCUUAUCCAAUCCAAUCAGAUACGUAAACUUGAUGGAGCAAAGAGCUAAGCAACUGGCCGCACUGACUCUGGAAGAUGAAGAAGAGGUAAAGAAAGAG